Messenger RNA from Leptopilina heterotoma, 1001 nucleotides. RefSeq lists its product as uncharacterized. The coding region runs from base 108 to 923 and encodes 271 amino acids. The record is from RefSeq and is a predicted model, not a curated record. The transcript is spliced from 4 exons. Lineage: Eukaryota; Metazoa; Arthropoda; Insecta; Hymenoptera; Figitidae.
CCAUCAGAACGGAAGCAUUGCUUCGCAUUUAUUUCUCAAUUGGCAGUGCUUUUUUUUAAAAAAUUUUCAAGCUGUUAACUGUACAGAUAAAAUCGACAGAGGCCAAAAUGGCCACUGACGUGAUCCCAAAUCGUGUGAUGCACGAUGAAUUUAAAAAAUCACCCUUCUUCAAAAAUCCCAUUCAGGAGGAGGAGGAUGAGGAGAUAUUUGAUCAAGGAUUCAGAAAAGAAUUAAAUGAACCAGAUUCAAUAACAAUGGACCCAGAAAAUUAUGACACUGAUUCGGAGAGUGAAUCUGAGGAUAUAAAUGAUGAAAUUCGAGAAAACUGUGAUGUCUCUCAAUCACUUAAAAAUGUGGCCCGAGUAUUGAGACUAGUUUCCCAAGAAGCAGAAGACGACAACGACGACAUUGUCAUAAAAAAUGUCAAAGAAUAUCGACGAAAUUUCGACGGUUUUGCUGAAAUAAUACCAUUUGACUCGCUACACUCAAUGCACGAAUACAUUCGUUUAAAUUUAAAAAAUCAACACUCCGAAGAAAUCGAACCAUUAAAACAGGAAAUUUAUCUCAAUAUUUUAUUACGAGUAAAACCUGAGGAGCGUUUCAAUAAAUUAUUGGAGUCUUGUGAUCCAAUUAUUCGUCGCAUUCUCAUGGCAAAUAGAAUAAUAUUGGAAGAUCUUUUUAAAAUUGCAAGUCUCGAGAAAUUACCGUGUCCAAUAACUUUUGACAGUGAAAAUAAACAUGAAUUUGCAAGUCAAACUGAUGAGGACGACACUGACUUAAACAUUAAACCAUGGUACAUGCUCGAAAUGAUUGGCAUCUGGUUAAACUUCAUAAACAAUCAACAAACUUUUCGAGAUGAACUUCGAAAUGAAUUAUUAGAGAAGUGCCUCGCUGGUAUUUCCGUUCCUUUGAAAUUUAAAUAAUUUUAUUUCUUAAUUGUAUAUUAGAUUUGUAAAUUAUUGAAUAAAAGAAAAUUAAUAAAAAAUACUGUCACUGCUAAA